GACAUCUGGGGCCUACCCCGUGUACUGGCAUCGCUGCUACGUGAGAACAAAGUUCCCCAUCAGCUGCUCCUGCCGCUGGGGCUGCCGGGUCGUCUCUUCGGCGUCUCAGACUUCCUCCUCCUCCUUGUUCCGCGCUUGCAACGCACGGCCAAAGUGUCUCGGAUAAUGCCAUCGCUGGUGGUGCUGGUGGUGGCAGCAAUGGCCGUGGGGCUGUGGCCUCGUCUGGCCGUGGAGGGCCGUGGCAUCCCUGCAGCCGGCAGUGAGCUCCUGCACAAGGUCCAGCGGAUGCGGCAGGACGUUGCGGCACAUUCGGGCAUCGCAUCGCAGAUCAUCGACCUGGCCGUGCACGGUGCAGCGCAGAAUCGUUCCUACGAGCGCCUUGCCCUCUUCACCGACAAGAUCGGCAAUCGGAUAAGUGGCUCCAAGGCGCUGGAGCAGGCCAUCGCGUACAUGCUGUCCGCACUGCGGGACGACGGUCUGGAGAACGUGCACCCGGAGGCGGCCAAGGUCCCGCACUGGGUUCGCGGCCGGGAAUCGGCCACCAUGAUCGAGCCUCGCAAUCACAGCCUGGCCAUCCUGGGACUCGGCGGGAGCGUCGGCACACCGCCAGGAGGCACGACAGCGGAUGUUCUCGUGGUGAGCUCCUUUGAUGAGCUGCGGAAACUGGGCACAGCAGCCAAGGGCAAGAUCGUCGUUUACAACGAACCCUACGUGAGCUACGGGGAGACCGUCAAGUAUCGCGGCGUAGGGGCCAGCGAGGCGGCCAAGUUUGGAGCCGUCGCUGUGCUCAUCCGUUCCGUCACGCCAUUCUCCAUCCACAGUCCCCACACGGGCAUCCAGGAGUACGAGGCGGGCGUUGCCCAGAUCCCGGCGGCGUGCGUGGCCGUGGAGGACGCCGAGAUGAUGGCGCGCAUGGCGGCGCGCGGCUGGCGGGUGCGCGUCACGCUUGCCAUGGAGGCUCGCUCGCUGCCCGACGCCGACUCCUACAACACGGUGGCCGAGAUCGUGGGCAGCAAGUACCCCGAGCAGGUGGUGCUGCUGAGUGGCCACCUGGACAGCUGGGACGUCGGUCAGGGAGCCAUGGAUGACGGUGGCGGAGCCUUCAUCUCCUGGGAGGCCCUUUCACUCAUUCGAGACCUCGGUCUGAGGCCCAAAAGGACGAUGCGCCUGGUGCUCUGGACGGGUGAGGAGCAAGGAGGAAUUGGAGCGGCUCGGUAUUUCCAGGACCACAAGGCGAAUAUCUCCAACUUCGACCUCGUGAUGGAGUCGGACAUCGGCACGUUCCGCCCGCUCGGCUUGCGCUUCUCGGGCUCGGAGGCGGCGCGCGCCGUCGUCGCCGACGUGGCCAAGAUGCUCGAGCCGCUCAACGCCACGGCGCUUCUGCCCGGCGCCGAGGGCACCGACAUCGACUUCUGGAUGCAGGCGGGUGUUCCAGGGGCCAGUCUGUAUGACAACGCGAGCCGUUACUUCUGGUUUCAUCACUCGGACGGUGACACGAUGAGCGUGCAGGACCCUGGAGACAUGAACCGCUGCGCUGCUCUGUGGGCCAUCGUUUCGUACAUCGUGGCCGACCUUGAGGAAAUGUUGCCGCGAUAGCCUCUCGGUACAUCUUCACGCGUUCGCGACGCGAUGGUGAAAUUGACCGACGGCCUCUUGUGCACAUCUUCGUCCCUCGCGCCAAACGUUAAUCAAAUCAUUCAAUCGGUGACCGGGCGAGAGGUCAACGAGGCAAGUGUCAAUGUGAUUUCGAGCCCAAAUUAUCGUCGAGGUGGUGCCGCGUCUCCUGUUUGCAGCACCUGAGCCAGCGGCAGAAAUGGCUGUUUCAUCUGGCGGGGUGGUGGGGCGAAUCUAUCUGCCGGACAACCACUUUUAACUUCCCCACGAAGUGGUGGACAUUUAUAGCACCCCGAGGCAACCACCUGCAAACAGGACUUGAAUUUUCAACCUUCCGAUUGUGAGCUGCACCAUCCACAUGAUAAGCCGCCACAAAAAAGACAACAAUACACUUGCGCAAAGAACACCGUGCUAUUGUCCACUUUGUGACACAGGUGGCUCUGAUGUUAUUCUCACUAUAAAGUAACUUUUCCGAAAAAAUUAAAAAGUCUUUGAAAAGAUACAAAUUUAUUAUUAAAACUCCAGUACCUUAACCUACUCCAUUUUCAAGUGAAAUGUUUGAAAUCGCAAGGAAAAGGAUACGCUAAGUAGGAGAAAAUGUUGUCACGCUUUAAUAUGUAUGUUACAGCUCUAAAGAGAUCGUGUUAAGUACGAUCUAACACAUUUGCUGGUUAAUUGAUUUGCCGUCGUAAUUUGACUGCAUUUAAAACUUUGAGAUGUAAUUUUCUGUAUUUUAUCUCGAUAAUGAGACAUUUUCCGUAAAAAAAAUUGGUUUGCGGCACUUUGGAAUAUUUUUAGCAAAUUUGUAUGACAUAAGAUUGUGACCCUUUUAUAAUUGCCUUUUUAAAAGUGUAAAAAGUGUGAAUAUUAAAAUUAAAGCUAAGAUUAAGCAUUAAUCAGAAUAAAACUUUUCAAAUCAUUUAA
Molecule: messenger RNA, 2538 nt
Organism: Lethenteron reissneri (Far Eastern brook lamprey)
Lineage: Eukaryota; Metazoa; Chordata; Hyperoartia; Petromyzontiformes; Petromyzontidae
Gene: CPQ
Product: carboxypeptidase Q
Biological process (GO): peptide catabolic process; proteolysis
Molecular function (GO): metallodipeptidase activity
Source: RefSeq, a predicted model, not a curated record